This is a messenger RNA of Effrenium voratum, 402 nucleotides long. NCBI's taxonomy places the organism in Eukaryota, Dinophyceae, Suessiales, Symbiodiniaceae. The record is from the annotation of a GenBank genome assembly.
AUGGCAGAGAAGGGCUUGUGCUCCUGGAUGACUGGAGGGGCUGGCUCUCGCCUGUGCGGCUUUGUGGUGAAUUCCCCUGUGGUCCAAUGGGUCAACGACAAGCUUCUCAAUUUGCCCUUCGCAUCUCAAGUUACUCAUCAGCUCGCCACAAAAGCUGCUGGGGCUUUGGGACCUGUGGCAGAGGUUGUGGUGGGAGCACUCACGGCGGUUGCAAAGGUGGUGAGCACUGCUGGAGAUAUCAUCAACGCUUGCAAGAAUGCAGCUGUGAAUGUUGCUCAUACCGUUCUCCACUGGUUUGGGUGGAUGGACAGGAGUGUCUUUGCAACCAUCACUGGUGAGCGAGGUCGUCUUUCAUUGCCACCUACUGAACUCAAAGAGACAGCUGAAGGUGUGCUUGUUUGA